Messenger RNA from Heterostelium album PN500, 225 nucleotides. RefSeq lists its product as uncharacterized. Bases 1 to 225 code for a protein of 74 amino acids. The record is from RefSeq and is a predicted model, not a curated record. Lineage: Eukaryota; Evosea; Eumycetozoa; Acytosteliales; Acytosteliaceae. The transcript is spliced from 4 exons.
AUGGGUCAGGUGCUCAAGGAGUUUGUUGCGGUACAACAUCACAUUAGACUCGUGAAUUUAGGUUAUUGUACCAGGUUAAAAAUCGAGGAGAUGGAUAUGCACUCCAACAAUCCAGAGAGUUGUCUUGAAGGUACAUUAUUCAAGACAUCGAGUAUUGAUCAAUAUGGUGGCCUUACUUAUCUCGAGCAUACUAAGCUUUGGUGUAAAAUUUCUCUAAGUAGUUAA